GAAACUCACAUGAGAAAAUAAAUCUCCUCCGACGGAGACCGAGUCUUUGGGGACGUUUGGAAUCAUUUCUUCAGCGUAAAAUUUGAAGCCGCAAUGUUGCCAUAAACUCCACGUGUCAAAUUAAUGUAUUUUAGUGACAAGUGGAAUAUUUUUCCAAACCAAAGUAAAGGGUUUGUCUGAAAGUACAGUGUGAUUUCAACAUGUGACCUCGCGUCAGCAUCAGACUGAGCUGCAGCCGUGGAUGAAGCGGCUCUUCAUCUCAGCUCUUCAUCACAGCUCUUCAUCCCAGCUCUUCAUCUCAGCUCUUCAUCGCAGCUCCUCAUCGCAGCUCUUCAUCUUAGCUCUUCGUCACAGCUCCUCAUUGCAGCUCGUAGGAUGGCCCCCUGGUGGCGGAGCCGCAGCACUGCAGCGUUCCUGCUCCUGGUCCACAUCGCCCCCGUCGUCUCACAGUCCUGCAUCGCGGGAGGGGUCCCGGGGAUACCCGGCACCCACGGGCCCAACGGCAGCAACGGCCCCAAAGGACCACGCGGAGACCCGGGCGAGGCCGCUCAGCCCUUCAGGGGCCACAAGGGGUCGCCGGGUCUGCGGGGCCCCCCGGGGCGGCCCGGGCUGAAGGGGGACGUGGGUCUCCCCGGGCCUCCCGGUACUCCGGGCCUGGCGGGGCAGAAGGGGAGUCCCUUCAACCCGUCCAACCAGCAGAAGUCCUUCUUCUCCUACAAACGGGUGAUUUCACAAGCGCCGCAGCUCGACACCGACAUCCACUUCGACAGCGACAUUCUGGAUCUGGGUGAGCGGUUCAGAGGAGAAGCGAUGACCGAGGGGAAGUUCACCUGCGCCAUCGCAGGGAUCUACUUCUUCAGUUACCACCUGUCAGCAAAGAGCCGAGUGUGUCUGAAGCUGAUGAAGGGCGCCGACAGCAGCCUGACCACGUGCGACUCGUCCGAAGGCUUCCUGGUCACCUCCGGCUCGGCGGUCCUGGAGCUGCGCGCCGGGGAGACGGUCUCCCUGCAGACCACCAGGUACAACAGCAUCGUGACCAGCCAGAGCAGCACCAGCCACACCUUCACCGGCUUCCUGGUGUCCCCCGCCGAGUAGAGGCACCGGCCGAAGACCGACGCGCCCUACGAUCCGCCCAGCUGCCGUCGGCGACGCCACAGACGUCUUUUACGUAUUUACAGCAAUUAAAUCUGCAGAAUUAAUAAUUAAAUAUUGGCUGCUGCCUUUUGCACGAA
This is a messenger RNA of Gasterosteus aculeatus aculeatus (three-spined stickleback), 1232 nucleotides long. RefSeq names its product complement component 1, q subcomponent, B chain (gene c1qb). Gene Ontology annotation, molecular function: protein binding. The record is from RefSeq and is a predicted model, not a curated record. Lineage: Eukaryota; Metazoa; Chordata; Actinopteri; Perciformes; Gasterosteidae.